Molecule: messenger RNA, 2487 nt
Organism: Aphidius gifuensis
Lineage: Eukaryota; Metazoa; Arthropoda; Insecta; Hymenoptera; Braconidae
Gene: MTPAP
Product: poly(A) RNA polymerase, mitochondrial-like
Exons: 7
Coding region: 431-2257 (608 amino acids)
Biological process (GO): mitochondrial mRNA polyadenylation
Molecular function (GO): poly(A) RNA polymerase activity
Source: RefSeq, a predicted model, not a curated record
GACAAUGACCACUAGCUAAAAGUGGAGGUCGGAGUAUUAUUUAUUUUUUUUUUUAUUUACAAUUGUUCUGGUGUAUACACCUCUAGUGUCAUUAACUCUUGAUAAAUACUAACUGGUAUUUUUCAACUAUUAUUAUUUACACAUACUUGUAAAUAUUAAAUAAAUAUUUUUAUAAACAAAAAUAUAUAUUAUUUACCAAACAACAAAUAAACAAAAUAAUUAUUUUUUAACAUGACAACACCAAAUUGUCAUUGUUAUAUUUUUUAAAUAAUUAUACUGUUAUAUAUUUUUAAAAUUUAAUAAUAAUAGCUCAAAAAAAAAAAAAAUACAUGAAGAAGAUGAUGAUAAAAAAAAAAAAAUUACAUUUAAUUUUUAAGUUUUAACACAUGCGGUUUGGUGAUAGAAAAAAAAUAUAAUAAUAAAAUUAGAAAUGGCGCUGCUCAUGCGAGCGACCGCCAAAAAAUAUCAAAUAAUAACAAAUAUUUAUUUAAAAUUAACAAGUAAUGAACAUAAUUAUGUAUAUUUAUCAACAGUGUUUAAACAAUCAUCAAUUUAUUUAUCUUGUCAUGGUAUGCAUACAAGAAAUUCUCAUACAAAAAUAACUGAUGACAACCAAACCUCAAAAUUGCUAAACACAACAUUUGGUAAUAUUAAAGCUGAAAAUCAAUCACUGGCAAGUACAUUUGAUAAUUUUUUAAACAAUAGAAGAAAAGAAGCAACAAAAACAAUUAUUGUUGAAGUACAAUCAUCUGAUUCUUGUAAUGAUUUGUACAGUUAUUGCUCUAGUUAUGGACCAAUUCAUCUCAUGCACCACUACACUGUUGAUAAAAAUCAUUUCUUUUUGGUUGAAUUUAAAAAUAUUGAGAGUAGAAAAGCCCUCAUGACAGCAGCUACUCAUAUUCAUCAUCAAGAUAUAAUACCAGUUCAAUCACAAAUGUUUUCAUUUAGAAAUAUAGCUGGACAAAAAAAGACUAAAAAAAUACAAUUGAGUUCAAGUGAUUUAGCUAAUAUUCAUGUGCCAACAAUUAACAAACCAACUGUUGAAAAAAUGUCAUCAGCAUUGAUGAAUCAUACAAAUGAUAUAACAAAACAAAUGGAAAUUUUAUAUGACAUGUGGAAACUUGAUGAUAUUGGUACGAGAUUAAGAUUUUUUACAGCUCAUCAAAUGGAAAAUAGUUUUACAAGUUUAUUUCCAAAUAAUAUUGUAUUACCAUUUGGUUCAUCAGUAAAUGGUUUUGGAAAAAAAGGUUGUGAUUUAGAUUUAGUUAUGAAUUUAGAUAACAAUAUAAUGGAAAAACAAGGAAGUAGACUUGUAUUUCGUACAAAAUCAAUUGUGUCUGAUCAACGUUCACAAACUAAAAAAACAAUGGAAUUAUUGUCAUUUAUAAUGCAAACAUUUAUACCUGGUAUUAGUAAUGUUAUAAGAAUACUUAAAGCACGUGUACCAAUUAUUAAAUAUGAUCAUUUGCUAACUGGUUUAGAGUGUGAUUUUAGUAUGACAAAUAUGACUGCUGUUUAUAUGUCAGAGUUAUUAUAUAUUUAUGGUGAAUCAUGUGAAUUUGUUAGACCACUUGUAUUUACAAUUAGACAAUGGGCUUCAUCAGUUAAUAUAACUGGUGUUGGUACACCUGGUACAACAAUAAGUAAUUUUCAAAUAACAUUAUUAGUAUUAUUUUAUUUACAACAAAAAAAAAUACUUCCAUCAAUUAAUGUACUUAAAAGUCUUUCACGUCCAGAAGAUGUUAGAAUAUCUGAAACUUGUGACUGUACAUUUCUUAGAAAUGUAAGUUUAUUUCCAAUAAUGAAAAAUAAAAAUAAUGAAACACUUGAAUCAUUAUUAACUGAUUUUUUUGUUUAUUAUUCAACAUUUGAUUUUUCAACAAAAGCAAUAUCAUUGAGAGAUGGUAUAUCAUUAUAUAAACCAAAUACUGAUAAUUUAUAUAUUUGCAAUCCACUUGAAAAAGCAUUAAAUGUCAGUAAAAAUGUACAUGCUACUGAGGUUGUUAGAUUUAUUGAAGCUGUUAGAAAUGCUGCUGAAUUAAUAAAUGAAGGAAAUGAAAAAGAUUCACGUGGUUUAUUGGAUAUAUUUGCUGAAAAACAACCACGUAAAAAAAUUACAUUUUUUAAUAAAAGUUUUAAACGUGUUAAUGUUGCUGAUUUGUUUGAUGAUAAAAUCAAUGAUGAACAUAAAAAUAAUAUGACAAAUGAAGAUAUUAAAAAAGAACGAAUUAGAAAAAGUUUCACGCUAAAAUUUUAAAACAUAACGAGAAAUUAAAUAACUUCAAGAAAAUAUAUUAAAUGAUUUUAGUUUUUUUUUAUUUUUUUUUUUUUUAUCUUCUUCUUCUCAUUUGAUGAAGCCUGUUUUUGACAAUUGAGUAUACAUUUAUGAUCUUUAACAUUUAUUUCAAUAUUUAAAUGAUUCUCUUCAUUUUGUUUUGUAUAUAUAUAUUUGUUUUUUUUAUAUAUUAAAUAUUCAUUAAUCAAUCA